AAUAGAACUUUCGCGAGAAAAAAAAAAGGUUUCGUAAUUUCGCCGGCGACGGCGAGCGAAAAACGAUUGGUCCGGAAAACGAAGAUCAAAGCCCUAGAAAUGGCUGAGAAGCUAGCGCCGGAAAAGCGUCACAGUUUCAUCCAUAAUGGGCAAAAGGUAUUCGAGUGGGAUCAAACCCUGGAAGAGGUUAAUAUGUACUUAACUUUGCCGUCAAAUGUUCAUUCGAAGCUGUUCUACUGCAAGAUCGAGCCAAAGCAUGUCGAAGUUGGCAUCAAAGGCAACCCUCCUUAUCUCAAUCACGAUCUCAAUGGACCCGUGAAGACAGAUUGCUCGUUCUGGACUCUAGAGGAUGAUAUAAUGCACAUUACGCUGCAGAAGAGGGGCAAAGGCCAGACGUGGUCAUCACCUAUACUUGGACAGGGCCAGUUGGAUCCUUACUCCACUGAUCUCGAGCAGAAACGCCUUAUGCUUCAGAGGUUUCAAGAAGAGAACCCAGGGUUCGACUUCUCGCAAGCACAGUUUUCGGGUAACUGUCCAGAUCCCAGGACCUUCAUGGGCGGUAUCCGUUCCGACUGAAAUGUCCAUUCCUCGGUUGUGUGAGUGUUAACUGUAGUCUGUAAUAACGCUCUUGUUGAUCAUAAAACCUUCUGUGUAAGUUGUUAAUUAGUACGAGUCCCUUGUGGCGUUUGAUACUCUCUUCUCAUUCAUGCACUGUUUUUUACU
Molecule: messenger RNA, 723 nt
Organism: Tarenaya hassleriana
Lineage: Eukaryota; Viridiplantae; Streptophyta; Magnoliopsida; Brassicales; Cleomaceae
Product: nudC domain-containing protein 2-like
Exons: 5
Coding region: 100-576 (158 amino acids)
Biological process (GO): protein folding
Cellular component (GO): cytoplasm
Source: RefSeq, a predicted model, not a curated record